Molecule: messenger RNA, 246 nt
Organism: Meloidogyne enterolobii
Lineage: Eukaryota; Metazoa; Nematoda; Chromadorea; Rhabditida; Meloidogynidae
Source: the annotation of a GenBank genome assembly
AUGACAUUAAAUUUGACUAUUCGCCAAGUACUGACACUUAUUGCCCAUGAACUAGUGACUGCCGAAUUGAUUGAUGGACAUGAUUUGGUUGUAGUUGCUGCCAAUCUCCAAAAACUUAUUGAUGCAGCUCAAAAUAAAGUAGAAAGGAGAACGAUUACUUUUGCACUAAAUUCUGGUGUUGCGACUAACGAAAUCCCGGAUGAGCGCUCAUUAACAGGAUUUGCUCAACUUUCUUUAGUUGAGUAG